CUGCAGAUUCUCGCCUUCGCGAGGUUUAUUAAAACCUUCUCGCCCACUGGACCGCCUCCCAACUGUCCCUACCGCCUGAUUCUGGUUGGCGGUUCCCGCGAUGACAAGGACGCUGUUCGAGUGGAAAAACUACGGGAACUGGUGGAAAAGUCUGGUCUCAGCGAUCUGGUUGACUUUCAUAUUAAUGCCUCCUGGGACACUCUCAGCGAGCUCUUCCAACAUUCUACCAUCAACUUGCAUUCUAUGGUAGAUGAGCAUUUUGGUAUUGUAGCCUUGUUGUAUUUAAUUGAUCUCAUCCCAAUGCAACUCGGCGACGUUCUCUAG
Molecule: messenger RNA, 324 nt
Organism: Dibothriocephalus latus
Lineage: Eukaryota; Metazoa; Platyhelminthes; Cestoda; Diphyllobothriidea; Diphyllobothriidae
Source: the annotation of a GenBank genome assembly